AUGGCUGCUGGUCAAGAGAUGGAUGCUACUAAGGAGGUGCCCGUUGUUGGCACUGAGGGAGAUAAUGCUGCUGCUGCUGCUGCUGACAUUGAUCUCAACCUUGAGGAUUUCGUGGUUGACAUGGAGAUCAAUGGAAUGCAACAGUGUCGUAUCCAGAACUUGGAGGCUGAUUCUGUUAAGCUUCAGGCCUUGAUUGAGCAACUGACCAGGGAGGUGCGGUUGAUCCCUAAGGAAAACGACACCUCCAGCCUCAUUCAGGACCUGCACAACACUCUUCAGUUCGUGCAGGAUCAGCUCAAGAAGCAGGAGAAAAGCAUCUCUGUGCUUCAGACCCAGUACAGGGAGAUCCGGCGUGGAAACCUCUACCAGCCUGCUCCUGCAGCAGAGCGAGUCGCCAACACCACUAACAGCCGUGCUGCACCUGCUGAUGCACCUCCUGCUGUUCCUCCUCCUACUGGAGCACGUGCUGAGCCUCCUACUGCAGCAGCAACUGCCUUUGGCUCCUGCCCUUCGGCCCUGCCUCGUUUUGUCCAUGGCAAGACCGACGUCGAGACUUGGCUCUCCAUUGCGGAGGACUUUAUGUCCAUCCACAAUGUGCGUAGCGAGGCUCGUGUGGUCGCUGCAACCCUUGCCCUGGACGACACUGCGAGCAAGUUGGUGUAUGCCAACAAGCGCCACGCAGAGGCUAAUGGCCAUCCUUUUGGCUGGGAGGAGUUCAAAGCUGCCAUGCUGGCGGCAUUCUUGAGUCAGCCCCCGGCGCUCGAGGUGCGUAGCCGCCUGAAGAACAUCCAGUGCGGUGACCAGCCUGUACGCGAGUACGCCAAGGAGUUUGAGAAAACUCUGUCGCUGCUGAAGACUGCUCUUCCUGAGAGCGAGGUCAUCCACCAGUUCUUCAAGGGUCUCCCUGAGCACAUCAAGCGUGUGCAUGUUGUGCGCGGGGAGCACUAG
This is a messenger RNA of Closterium sp. Naga37s-1, 948 nucleotides long. The record is from the annotation of a GenBank genome assembly. NCBI's taxonomy places the organism in Eukaryota, Viridiplantae, Streptophyta, Zygnematophyceae, Desmidiales, Closteriaceae.